UGCCAAAAUCAUGUGUGCAAGAAUUCCCGUCUCAUUAACAACUUUCCAUACAGGAAAGAGAUCCAACAACUGUAUAACUGCCCCUGUGCAUUAGGUCAGCUAGGACUGCAGUGGAGUCUCUUUGAAAAACGUGGACAAGACAUUUACUGCUUUGCUAUUAGUCCUGUGGCCAAGAGGAGGCUACUGCAGUCCAAUCCGAGGAAUAAGGUAUUUAGGGGCCCUCCAUAA
Messenger RNA from Lymnaea stagnalis (great pond snail), 228 nucleotides. NCBI's taxonomy places the organism in Eukaryota, Metazoa, Mollusca, Gastropoda, Lymnaeidae. The record is from the annotation of a GenBank genome assembly.